AUGGCAAUGAUAACUUUGAUUCUGGUGAGCUUGGUCGGAGCUGCAUUUUGCACAAAAGGCGGCUAUGGCGGCGGUGGAUAUGGCAGUGGUGGUGGUGGUGGCGGAGGUGGGGGAGGUGGCAGAUCAGGCGGUGGUGACGGAGGCUUGACAUUACUAUUAGGAGGAGGUGGCUCCGGAGGAGGAGGGGGUGGCGGUGGAAAAGGAGGCUAUGGUUCUGGAUAUGGCGGAAGCAGCGGAUAUAGUGUUGGAUAUGGCGGCGGUGGAAAUGGUGCUGGAGGCAUUGGUGGGGGGCUCUUAUUAUUAGGAGGAGGAGCCGGAGGAGGCGGUGGAGGGGGAGGAGGAGGAAAAGGAGGUUAUGGAUACGGUGGUGAAAGCAGUGGAGGAUACAGUGCUGGGUAUGGAGGUGGUUGUGGUGGUGGCGGUUGUGGCGGAGGAUUUGGAUCAGGUCGUGGUGGCGGAGGAUUGGUAGUAGGACAACUUGUAUCUGUAAUUAGUACUGGUGGUGGUGGCGGAUCUGGUGGCGGUUCUGGAUAUGGUGGUUCCAGUGGUGGAUACGGAUAUGGUGGUUCCAGUGGUGGAUACGGAUAUGGUGGUUCAAGUGGUGGAUAUGGAUAUGGCGGUUCCAGUGGUGGAUAUGGUUAUGGUGGUUCCAGUGGUGGAUACGGAAAUGGUGGUUCCAGUGGACCUGCAGUUAUUGUUGUGUCAGGUGGAGGCUCCGGAGGAGGUUCCGGUGGAGGUUCCGGUUGGGCUUCCGGUGGAGGUUCCGGUUGGGCUUCCGGUGGAGGUUCCGGUGGGUCAGGUGGAAAAGGAUAUUCAUACUAA
Messenger RNA from Mytilus trossulus (common blue mussel), 822 nucleotides. RefSeq names its product acanthoscurrin-1-like. The record is from RefSeq and is a predicted model, not a curated record. The coding region runs from base 1 to 822 and encodes 273 amino acids. Lineage: Eukaryota; Metazoa; Mollusca; Bivalvia; Mytilida; Mytilidae. The transcript has 3 exons.